UGCUGCUGCAGCUCUACGGUGCACCGCUGCGCUCAAACCUCCUGCAACAAAAGCACAACACGCGCUCAUCUGCGCUGUCAGUGUGCGCUCGGAUCACAGCACAACUUAACCCUCUCCACGACGACACCAAUAAACCCUGACUGGAAUCAGACAGACACCGAAACACAUCCGAGUCUUACAGACAGAGCGUUUAUCUGUGUUUGGAUGAAUCGCGGUAUCGUUUUUUAAUCUCGAGUCCAGCGCGCGGAGCAGGAAUGUCCCGGAGGAAACAGAGCAACCCAAAGCAGUUCAAACGAGUGUUUGAAAAUGGGCUUGAGGCGGACUCUGAGGAGACGCUGUGUGAGAAGAAAGAGAUUUUAAAAGAAGAAGACCAGUCUGUGGAGGACGACCCAAUUUACUUCUCUGACCCAGAGAACGGCAUCUCUAAAGAUGGAGAUCACUCGAGGAACGGUGAAAUGGGUGGAAGUGUUAAGGUGGAGCAACAAGACAGUGACGGACAAGAAGAGAGAGUCCAGUCCAGCCCAGUGACAGCAGAAGAAUGGGACGGCCCAAGGGAGUUGAAAAUUGUCUGUGAAGGAGAAGAGAGAAAAAUUUGUUCUUGUCAGGCCCUUUUACUGGGCACCACGUGGGGACCUUUUCCUGGCAAGAUCGAGGCAACCACUGGAGGAAGUGACAAGGUUUCGCUGGUGUUGAAUGGAGGUCCUCGCUGGCUGAUGGACAUCAUGUGGGUCAGCGCUGAAGAUGGAAAGAGCAACUGUGCUGUUUACAGUAAAGGAGGACAUGUGUGGUGUUCCACAACCAAAAACAUCAUGGAAGGAGAUGAGCUCGCAGCCUGUGUGGUGGAUUUGCACUCUCAUCUUCAAACCCCAGGCCCAAAUCCCUAUGGUCAAGGGAUGUACCCGUCCCGACAGCUGGAUGCCAUCCAACUCCUUCCUCAGCAAGCGGCCAUGGCAUCCAUACUGCCCGGCGCUAUCAUCAACAGUCUCAAGUCUGAUGAGGUGUCCACUGGAAGUAACUUGAAAUGCACCAUUUGCGACUACUCUGCUGAAACUCUCAUGGUGCUCCAGCACCACAUCCUCUCCCAUCUGUCCCAAACCGGCCUGAGAUGCGGUCAAUGCCACUUCUCAUUCCAAACCCCCAGAGAAAUGGCCAAACACCAGGAGCUACAUGGACAUAAUUGUACGGUCACCAAUAAACCCAUUAAAGAAGACAAAACUGAUAACGCUCCUAACAGCAUCACAAGUAACUCUCAACAGGUCAGAGCUAAGACGAACAUCAAUGACCUCCAGGAAAGCACAGCACAAUGUGAUGUUACUCAAAUUUCAGAUCUGCAAAACACGGACAGUAGCCAGAAAUCCAAUAAAGGCGAGGCAAACUCAGGAAACAAGGCCAACCUUUCAUAUUCCAGAGUCAAGUCAGAACCUUCUAGUCCUCGUUUAGCCUCUUCACCCAUUCAGCACCACCUUCCUCCUGCAUUUCCCUUACCCCCUUUUAUACCGCAUGUUCCGUUCUCACAGGAUAUUACUAUGGGGCCGCAGGCAUCUGAGAUACUGGCCAAAAUGUCUGAGUUAGUCCAUCGCAGGUUGCGUCAUGGUGGAAACUCUUACCCUCCGGUCAUGUACAGUGCACUUGUACCAAAAGGAGCAACAUGCUUCGAAUGCAAUAUCACCUUCAAUAACCUUGAUAAUUAUUUGGUGCACAAGAAGCACUACUGCAACAGUCGUUGGGAAAACACGCACAAAUCACAUGACUUCUCUGGACUUCUGGAUAAACCAGCAGGCACUGUAAGCCCUAAAAUUGGAGCCAGUUUGGCUGUUAUGCUAAAUGCCGGCCAUCCCUCUGAAGUGAAAGGCCAAGAGCCUAAACCUUGCAAUCCCAUUGCAGGUGGAAAAGUAACAGAUGAACUGACCGUUCAAGUUAAAAAAGCAUCCACUCCAUCUGGUGCACAGGAGAGACCAAAUGGUACACAGCUGGAUUUACAAAGCCAGAAAAUGCCACCCACUGAAACUGACCCCAGCCACACAACAUGCGAGGCCUGCAAGAUCACCUUUAGUCGACAUGAGACCUACAUGGUGCACAAGCAGUAUUACUGUGCCACUCGCCAUGACCCUCAAAUCAAACGGGCAAACAAUAAAGGACCGGCUAAUCAAAAGGCAGUACGUCCACGUAAAAGAAGAAAGGCAUACGAGUUGGCCAAUUCUGAGCAAGAACAAAUGCCACCAAUGGGUAUGCCAUCAUUUCUUGGAAUGCCCACUUUAGGAGGACCAUACAUGUCUAAGGACACACUGGAUAGCUUCAGAGAUCAUCAGAGAUACAACAUGAUUCAGGGGUUAGUGCCCAAAUACCCAGAGGCUUCACUGACAGUUACGAAAUCCGCUCUUGUGUCAAAGUGUAAUAUAAUCUCAAAGGAAGAAACUGAUGCACCCAUAGAUCUCAGUAAAAAAUGUGUGCCACAGUUUGGUAACACUCCUGUUUCCCCUAAAGGACUAAUGGAUUAUCAUGAGUGUGUUGUGUGCAAGAUAAGUUUCAACAAAGUUGAGGACUAUCUGAAGCACAAGCAGAACUUCUGCCCGGGUACUAUUUUGCAAAGUGCUUCCACUGAGAACAAAAGCAUCAAAAAGGAAGUUCCCAGAAAUACCAACAACCUCUUAGAGAACCCCCUCUUUGAAUUUCCAGCUCCACAGAUAAAGACUGAGCAUCCAAAUGCAGUGCCAACUUCUGAUACCCAAGCUUCAAGUGAGGAACAAUUAAUCCCAACAAAAGAUGACCUGAGGAACAUGUUUCAAACCUCUUCAACCUACCCAAGUCCUGCUAAGAAAAUGAGACCUGAUGAGCAAAUUUGGCCUUACUAUGAAAUCAAACCCACCGAUUAUGCUACAGGGAUGCUGGUCUCACAAAGUGAAAGGAGACAGAGUCCAAACGAGGGCAGUGAGGGAGAAAAAGAUCAGCCAAUGCCUGACGGUAGCCAUCUUAGCACAGAUGACCCUGAGAACCAGAGCCAGUCCUCAUCUCUAAAGGACAAUGUUGAGAUUGAGGAAAAGAUGGAAGAUGCUGAAAAUAAACAUGAAUCCCCCACACCAGAGAGCCGUUUAGAUGAUCCCAUCAACAGUAAGGAUGUCACCACACAGAUGCCAUCUAUAAAAACUGAGGAAGUCUCGACUAGCUUGAAGAAAGCGUUGACUGGGUCCAUUGCCAACUCAAGUAAUGUAAAGUACUGUCGCCCGUGUGACAUCCAGUUCAACAAUCUCUCAAAUUUUAUAACGCACAAGAAGUUUUACUGCUCAUCUCAAACAGCAGAGCAUGUCAAAUAGUGGACAACUAGUCCACAGUUGUAGAAAAUGUAGUGUUGGACUCAAUCCACGUACAUACUGUCAGCAGUGUAAAGAUACAUUUAGGGCCUCUUGUCACAGGACCCGAGAAAACAUUGCCCGUUGUCCACCCUUGACAACUGCACUGCUCGAAUCAGACAUAAUUUAUUGCAAUGGACACUUUCUCUAAACAAUACCAUCUGCCCUCUCGUCUUUCACAAGCCUUGAACCUGUCAUUAAUUUUCACAAGCACGUUUCUGCCCCCUUGUGGUCAUCAUAAGACGUUUUUACGAUUCCAUGCUGGUGUACUCAGCAGCAGGAGGACAAUCAAAGCAGGAUUAAUCCUACCAGUCAUUUAUUAGAAACUUUGAAACUAUUUGUUGAAAAUACUGUGUGCUGUUUCUUGUUUUUUUAUGUAUUUAUUUAUUUAAUAAUAGUUGCAGCUCCAAAAAAGAUCUGAAGUGAAAGACAAGCUAGUGAACGUUUCAAGAUUGUGAAAGCAAGCCACAUUGUAGAAACUGAUUAAAAAGAAAAGUCUACAGAUGGUGGGACUACCACUGGCUGAUUAUUGUUUAUCCUUUGACUGGUAUCCUUAAGACUGGCAAUCAUGUUUUCUGAAUUAAUAAUUGUCGAUACAUGUAGAGUCUAGUUUGUCCUUGAUGUUUCUUUAUGCUUCAAACCUUUUUUUCUUGUCAAUGCAGAACUCUUCUUAAAAAGGUGACCUGUAUGUGUGUUUGUUGAUUCCUUAUCUCUUUUUUAAAUAUCUGGCUUCUAAUGCAAUACUUUUUAAAAGAUAAAUCAUUAUUUAAAGCAGUAUUACGAAAGGGUAACUUUUUUACUUGGACCCCAGAAAUUCUGUGUGAAGUGUUUACGGAGGUCGUACAGAGAAGGGUUUACACUUGAUAUGAAUAACUCACUGUAAACUUUCCUACAGAAAAAUAAUCUUGUCAGAAAAAAAGGGAAAAAAAAAGUUGUCAAUAAUGUGUUGCUAUGCAUGUACCUGUAUGGAAUGAAAUUCCAGAAAUGUGGGAAAUGUUAUUUUAUGUGGCAUAAAAAUUAAAAUUCUUAUCUCAGGA
Messenger RNA from Danio rerio (zebrafish), 4384 nucleotides. The record is from RefSeq and is a predicted model, not a curated record. NCBI's taxonomy places the organism in Eukaryota, Metazoa, Chordata, Actinopteri, Cypriniformes, Danionidae.